Molecule: messenger RNA, 6613 nt
Organism: Polyodon spathula (Mississippi paddlefish)
Lineage: Eukaryota; Metazoa; Chordata; Actinopteri; Acipenseriformes; Polyodontidae
Gene: trip12
Product: thyroid hormone receptor interactor 12
Exons: 41
Coding region: 344-6574 (2076 amino acids)
Biological process (GO): regulation of double-strand break repair; protein polyubiquitination; proteasome-mediated ubiquitin-dependent protein catabolic process
Cellular component (GO): nuclear speck
Molecular function (GO): zinc ion binding; ubiquitin protein ligase activity
Source: RefSeq, a predicted model, not a curated record
UUUGUGUGAAGAGAGCCAAUAGGUUGCCAUCUUUAUUCUAACUUUUCUUGUUUAAUUUGUAUAAAGAUGGCAGAUACUAAUUUAUAUAUGUAAUACUUGAGUGAAGUCUUAAUGUGUGUUAGAUAGCUAAACGUGAUACACGCAUUCCUGCUGAACCGACCCAGAUUUAAUUAAUAAUAGCAUGCUAUGGUACUUUCCUGUGGCAAAGCAGACGAGAAUAGCAGAGAUUACGUACACACAGAAGAAGAGGCCAUUUCUACGUUAUCGGUUUCUACUCUGAUCUACAGCUUUGCAUGAAUGGUAGUGUCUAGAAAGGGUAUGUCCCUUCAGGAGAGAGGUGCCAAUGUCCAACCGGCCUAAUAACAAUCCAGGGGGGUCACUGCGACGUUCACAGAGGAACACUGCCGGGGCCCAGCCACAAGACGACGCAGUUGGAGGAAGGUUACACUCAGAGCAGGCAAAACAUAAAGCAAAUUCCCCACCUGAGAAUAGAAGAUCACUUUCUAAGACAUCAAAAGUGCAGUCCAAUACAGCCUCUGGACAAUCCAGAGGACACAGCUCUAAAAGAAGCAAUAUUUCAUCAGCAGUAGACCCAGAUACAGCAAGUACUUCAGAGAGACACAAGAGCGGACAGCCUAAGCGUGACAGCUCCCGAGGAGUUAAACGCAAUUCGAGUCCUGAAUUCAACAGCACGUACUCUCCCAGCCCAGCCAAGAAGCCCAAAGCACUUCAGUCCACUGAAAGCUCUUCUGAGGCAAAGAGAGUCCCAGCUAAAUCUAAGAAAAGACAGUUGGCGAAAGACCAGCAGCCAAAACCUGAGCAGUUGGCAUCGACAAGUAAAGCCCCUAACAGAAAGAGUGGAGCUACUGGUGGCUCCCCAACUCAAAAAAGAAAUAAAAUUGAUAAUUCCUCUAAUUUAAAAAGUGGUGCUGGGUCUCAUUCAACCUGUGCUGAAGAGAGGUCUGCAAAACCCACCAAGCUGGCUUCGAAAUCAGCAACCUCAGCCAAAGCUGGGUGUAGCACUGUCACGGAUUCUUCCUCUUCAGCUUCUACAUCCUCUUCCUCUUCCACAGCCGUACCUCAGGGCGCCCGGGUCAAACAAGGAAAAGACCAGAACAAGGCAAGGCGUUCCCGCUCGGCCUCCAGCCCCAGCCCCCGUCGGAGCAGCCGCGAAAAGGAGCAGAACAAAACUGCCGGCUCUUCAAAGUUUGAGUGGCCCCGCUUUAGCCCUAAAGUCACCCUGCCAAAACCAAAACUGUCUCUACCAGGGUCUUCCAAGUCGGAGACUUCAAAACCUGGGCCUUCUGGACUUCAAGCCAAACUAGCAAGCUUGAGAAAGUCCACAAAGAAACGCAGCGAGUCCCCACCAGCAGAGCUCCCCAGUUUACGACGGAGCACACGCCAAAAGACCACGGGCUCCUGUGCUAGUACCAGUCGGCGAGGCUCUGGCCUGGGCAAACGGGGUGCAGCUGAAGCUCGCCGACAGGAGAAAAUGGCAGAUUCUGAUAACAACCAGGAUGGAGCCAAUUCUUCAGCUGCACGCACAGACGAGGCACCCCAAGGAGCAUCAGCUUCUAGUUCAGUGGCUGGGGCUGUAGGAAUGACCACCUCAGGAGAGAGUGAGUCUGAUGACUCAGAAAUGGGUAGACUACAAGCUCUCUUAGAGGCUCGGGGCCUUCCUCCUCACCUUUUUGGUCCUCUUGGUCCUCGAAUGUCGCAGCUUUUCCACAGGACGAUUGGAAGCGGGGCAAGCUCCAAGGCCCAGCAGCUCCUUCAGGGUCUCCAGGCCACUGGUGACGAGUCUCAGCAACUUCAGGCUGUAAUUGAGAUGUGUCAAUUACUGGUCAUGGGGAAUGAGGAAACAUUGGGGGGGUUUCCAGUUAAGAGUGUUGUACCAGCAUUGAUAACCCUACUACAAAUGGAGCAUAAUUUUGACAUUAUGAACCAUGCAUCAAGAGCUUUGACAUACAUGAUGGAAGCACUUCCCAGGUCAUCGGCUGUGGUGGUUGAUGCUAUUCCUGUCUUUCUGGAAAAGUUGCAAGUUAUCCAGUUUAUUGAUGUGGCAGAACAGGCUCUGACAGCUCUGGAAAUGCUGUCACGUAGACACAGCAAGGCAAUUCUACAGGCUGGCGGUUUGGCAGACUGUUUGCUGUAUCUGGAGUUUUUCAGCAUCAACGCUCAGAGAAAUGCCCUGGCAAUUGCUGCCAACUGCUGCCAAAGCAUCACCCCAGAUGAGUUCCACUUUGUUUCAGAUUCACUGCCCUUACUCACCCAGAGGCUAACCCACCAGGAUAAAAAAUCGGUUGAAAGCACUUGCCUCUGUUUUGCCCGGCUUGUGGACAAUUUUCAGCAUGAGGAGAACUUGCUGCAGCAGGUUGCAUCGAAAGAUUUGUUAACAAAUAUCCAGCAGCUCUUAGUUGUGACUCCUCCCAUCUUGAGCUCAGGCAUGUUUAUUAUGGUGGUGCGCAUGUUCUCUCUAUUGUGUUCCAACUGCCCCAGUCUGGCCGUGCAACUCAUGCAACAGAAUAUAGCAGAAACUCUCCGUUUCCUUCUGUGUGGAGCUUCAAAUGGCAGUUGCCAAGAACAGAUUGAUCUUGUACCACGCAGCCCCCAGGAACUCUAUGAGCUUACUUCUCUUAUCUGUGAGCUUAUGCCAUGCCUGCCCAGAGAGGGAAUCUUUGCAGUCGAUACAAUGCUUAAAAAGGGAAACACUCAGAACACGGAUGGUGCAGUCUGGCAGUGGCGAGAUGACAGAGGCCUGUGGCAUCCAUAUAACAGAAUUGACAGUCGGAUAAUUGAGACAGCUCAUCAGAAUGGUGAAGAUGAGAUUAGCUUGUCCACCCUCGGACGUGUUUAUACUAUUGAUUUUAAUUCUAUGCAGCAGAUCAAUGAGGAUACAGGGACGGCUCGAGCAAUUCAGAGAAAACCCAACCCUUUAGCCAAUUCCAACGCUAGUGGUCAUUUAGAAGUGAAGAAGGAAGAUGCCAGGGCACAGCUGAUGAAGGAAGACCCUGAACUGGCAAAAUGCUUUAUAAAAACUUUGUUUGGUGUGCUGUAUGAAGUGUACAGUUCUUCAGCUGGACCUGCAGUCAGACACAAGUGCCUUAGAGCAAUUCUUAGGAUUAUUUAUUUUGCUGAUGCUGAACUUCUAAAAGAUGUGCUAAAAAAUCAUGCUGUAUCUAGUCACAUUGCUUCCAUGCUGUCCAGUCAGGAUCUGAAGAUUGUAGUUGGAGCUCUACAAAUGGCAGAGAUUUUAAUGCAGAAGUUACCCAACGUAUUUGGUGUUUCUUUCAGAAGAGAAGGUGUGAUGCACCAGGUGAAAAAUCUGGCUGAAUCAGAGACUCUCCUUACUAGCCCUCCCAAGGCUUGCACUAGUGGGAUUGGAAGUAUGUGUACAACUACAAUUAGUACAGCAACUACCACUGCUGCAGCCAAUGCAAUCCCAGACCUAGGCUCUCCCAGCUUCCAGCACAGCAUGGAUGAUUCUCUGGAUCUGAGUCCCCAGGGUCGAUUAAGUGAUGUCCUAAAGAGAAAACGGCUGCCAAAGCGUGGUCCAAGAAGGCCAAAGUAUUCUCCUCCAAGAGACGAUGACAAAGUUGACCAUCAAGCUAAGAGUCCUACAACCACACAGUCUCCCAAAUCUUCCUUCUUGGCAAGUUUGAACCCUAAAACAUGGGGAAAAUUAAGCACUCAAACCAACAGCACCAAUUCCGAACUGCCACGCACAGCUGGAGUCAGCGGUCUGGCACGGGUUCCUCCAAAAGACUCUGUAUCCAAUAACAGGGAUAAGAUUAGGGCUUGGAUAAAAGAGCAGGCCAGUAAGUUUGUGGAAUGCUACUUCAGCUCCGAGAACGUGGAUACAAGCAAUCCUGCACUGAAUGUAUUACAGAGACUUUGCACUGCUACUGAACAACUCAGUCUACAGGUGGAUGGUGGAAUUGAGUGCCUUGUAGAAAUCUGCAAUAUAGUCUCCGAGUCAGAUGUGUCCUCGUUUGAAAUCCAGCACAGUGGAUUUGUAAAACAACUGCUGCUUUAUUUGACCUCCAGAAGUGACAAAGACACUGUGAACCGUGAUGUCAGAUUAAAGAGAUUCCUGCAUGUUUUCUUUGGCUGUCCGCCCCCAGGACUAGAAGGUCAUGGACGAUUAGAGCCUUUAGAAAAUGGACCUCUAAUGGCUCUUGUGCACAAAAUGAACAACUGUCUUAGCCAGAUGGAACAGUUCCCUGUUAAAGUGCAUGACUUCCCCAGUGGGAAUGGAACAGGAAGCAGAGGAUCCCAGGCCUUGAAAUUCUUCAACACCCAUCAGCUAAAAUGCCAGCUUCAGAGACAUCCAGACUGUAGUACCGUAAAACAGUGGAAGGGUGGCCCAGUGAAAAUAGAUCCUUUGGCUCUGGUACAGGCUAUUGAAAGAUACCUUGUUGUCAGAGGGUAUGGAAGAAUUCGAGAGGAAGAUGAAGACAGUGAUGACGAUGGGUCAGAUGACGAAAUUGACGAAUCUCUGGCUGCACAGUUUUUGAAUUCAGGAAACAUGAGGCACAGGCUACAAUUUUACAUUGGAGACCACUUACUACCGUACAACAUGACAGUGUACCAGGCAGUUAGACAGUUUAGUAUACAGGCUGAAGAGGAGCGCGAGUCCACAGACGAUGAAAGCAACCCCUUAGGAAGGGCUGGAAUCUGGACAAAGACCCAUACAAUAUGGUACAAGCCAGUGAGAGAAGAUGAAGAUAGCAAUAAGGAUGUGGUUGGUGGAAAGAGAGGACGUGCACAAACCGCACCAACUAAAACCUCCCCUCGAAAUGCAAAAAAGCAUGAUGAACUGUGGCAUGGUAGGAACAGUUUUGUGGAUUUUUUAUGUAUUAAAGCAAUGGUGCAUUUAAAUGCAGACUUAACCAGUUUUAUUUUUUUUGCAGAUGGGGUGUGUCCUACAGUGGCGAACCCAUUAGAAAUUUACCUCCUUUCAGUCCCACCUGAAAACAUAACAUUUGAAGAUCCUUCUCUUGAUGUGAUCCUACUACUAAGAGUUCUUCAAUCAAUAAGCAGAUACUGGUUUUAUCUUUAUGAUAAUGCCACCUGCAAAGAGAUUAUUCCUACCAGUGAGUUUAUAAACAGCAAACUUACUGCAAAAGCUAACCGGCAACUUCAAGAUCCCUUGGUUAUCAUGACUGGUAACAUCCCACCGUGGCUAACAGAGCUUGGGAAGACCUGCCCAUUUUUCUUCCCCUUUGAUACCCGACAAAUGCUGUUUUAUGUGACAGCCUUUGAUCGAGAUCGGGCCAUGCAACGGUUACUGGACACAAAUCCAGAAAUUAAUCAGUCUGAUUCCCAAGACAGCAGAGUUGCACCACGAUUAGACAGGAAAAAGCGCACUAUAAACCGUGAAGAGUUAUUGAAACAAGCUGAAUCAGUAAUGCAAGAUCUUGGCAGCUCAAGAGCAAUGUUGGAAAUACAGUAUGAAAAUGAAGUUGGAACUGGCCUGGGACCCACAUUGGAGUUUUAUGCACUUGUAUCUCAGGAACUGCAGAGAUCUGACCUUGGCUUAUGGAGAGGAGAGGAAGUUGCCUUGUCAAACCCAAAAGGAAGCCAGGAAGGGACCAAAUACGUCUUCAGUUCACAAGGUCUGUUUGCUGUUCCUUUUGGAAGGACGACUAAACCGGCUCAUAUUGCCAAGAUUAAGAUGAAGUUCCGUUUUCUGGGAAAAUUAAUGGCCAAGGCCAUCAUGGAUUUCAGAUUGUUGGACCUUCCUCUUGGGCUGCCAUUUUACAAGUGGAUGCUGCGUCAUGAGUCCUCAGUCAGCUCCCAUGACCUCGUUAACAUUGAUCCUGGCGUAGCCAAAUCAAUUCAUCACCUUGAGGACAUCAUCAGGCAGAAAAAGAAACUGGAACAGGAUAGGACACAGUCAAGGGAAUCUCUGCAGCAGUCUUUGGAAGGUCUGAACAUGAACGGCUGCUCUGUGGAAGACUUGGGUCUUGACUUCACUUUGCCAGGGUUUCCUAACAUUGAGUUGAAGAAAGGAGGCAAGGAUGUCUCAGUAAACAUCCACAAUCUAGAAGAGUAUCUAAGGUUGGUUGUGUUCUGGACCUUAAAUGAAGGUGUUUCUAGGCAGUUUGAGUCAUUCAGGGAAGGAUUCGAGUCAGUCUUCCCUCUGCAGCACCUGCAGUAUUUUUAUCCUGAAGAGCUGGAUCAAUUGCUUUGUGGUAGCAAGUCAGAGACCUGGGAUGUUAAAACAUUAAUGGAGUGCUGUAGACCAGACCAUGGGUAUAACCAUGACAGUCGUGCGGUCAAGUUCCUGUUUGAAAUUCUCAGCAGUUUUGAUGCUGAGCACCAAAGGCUGUUUCUACAGUUUGUUACUGGUAGUCCCAGGCUACCGGUAGGAGGCUUCAGAAGUUUGAACCCCCCGCUGACAAUUGUCCGCAAGACAUUUGAGUCUACGGAGAAUCCUGAUGAUUUUCUGCCCUCCGUAAUGACCUGUGUCAACUAUCUCAAGUUACCAGACUACUCUAGUAUUGAUAUAAUGCGUCAAAAACUGUUGAUAGCUGCUAGAGAGGGGCAGCAGUCAUUCCAUCUCUCCUGAUUGCAACAUUUAAAUGCCUUUUACAGUAAAAGAGAGAAA